AUGGUGGUUCCCAGUCCCAGGUACCUUCGCACUUGUCAUCAUGUCGGACGCGAAACCCAGCAGUGCGGAAGGCAUCCCCAAAUGGCAAAUCGCCCUCGCUGUAGGAGGGACGCUGGCUCUCGGCGCCGCAGGAGUCUGGUACUUUACCCGCAAGACGUCCAAGAAUGACGAGAGGAAGGAGCCAGACGGCGGGCCCGCUCCAGAGGAGCAGGCGGACGAGCCCAUCCCUGAGCCCGAGGUUGAGUUGAGCCCACUGGAGAAGGCACAAGGAGCUAAGAACAAGGGCAACAAGUACUUCAAGGGUGGCAAGUUUGAGGAGGCCAUCAAAUGUUACAGUGAGGCUCUGGAAGUCUGCCCUGACACCAACAAAAAAGAGAUGUCCACCUUUUAUCAAAACAGAGCUGCUGCAUAUGAACAGCUGAAAUCUUUCAGAGAAGUGGUGGACGACUGUACCAAGGCUCUGGAACUGGACAACAAAUACAUCAAGGCGCUGUUCCGCAGAGCUAAAGCAUAUGAGAGGAUAGAUGAGAAAAAACAGUGUCUCGAAGACGUUACUGCAGUCUGCAUCCUGGAGGGGUUCCAGAACCAGCAGAGCAUGAUGAUGGCUGACCGCAUCCUCAAGGACAUGGGCUGGGAGAAGGCCAAGGAGAAGUACAAGAACCGGGAGCCUGUCCUACCAUCAACCCAUUUCAUCAAAGCGUACUUCAGUUCCUUCACUGAGGACAUCAUCUCCCAGCCACUGGACAAGAUGGCUAAUGAUGAAGACAAGGAUCAGGAAGGGGAGCUAGGGGAGGCAGAGGAGGCACCAGUCGGUGACUACCUGAAGGCCAAAAGGUACUUCCAAGAAGAGAACUAUGACAAGAUCAUUGGAGAAUGCAGUAAGGAGAUCGACAGCCAGGGGGAGUACCUGGCACAUGCGCUGCUGAUGAGAGCCACAUUCCACAUGUUGAUGGGUCAAGCUCCCCUGGCAAGGCCAGAUCUGGACAUGGUCAUCAAUAUGGACACUGCUGACAAGAAGCUGCGGUGUAAUGCACUGAUCAAACGGGGCAGCAUGUUGAUGCAGAGACAGCAGUCGGAGGAGGCGCUGCAGGAUUUCCAAACAGCUGUGGACCUGGACCAGGAGAACUCAGAUGUGUACCAUCAUAGGGGCCAGUUGAAUUUGCUGUUAGACCGGGUCCCAGAAGCCCUGCGAGACUUUGAGAAGUGUUGUAGCCUGAAGCCAGACUUUGCGCUGGCCACCGUGCAGUACAACUACACACAGUACCGAGCUGCCAUGCUGCAGCGCUCGGCCAUGCAGGUUCAGGACGCCAUGAAACAGUUUGAAGAAUCCAUCUCCAAGUUUCCUGACUGUGCAGAAGGAUAUGUUCUAUAUGCUCAGGCACUUGGUGACCAACAAAUGUUUGACAAGGCAGACGACAACUAUAAGAAGGCUAUAAGUUUAGAACCACAGAAUGCCACCACUUAUGUACACAGAGGGCUGCUACACUUACAGUGGAAGCAGGACAUUGAUGCAGGUCUGUCCCUGAUACAGAAGGCACUAGACAUAGAUGACAGGUGUGACUUUGCAUAUGAAACCAUGGGGACCAUUGAAGUUCAAAGGGGCAACCUGGAGAAAGCCAUUGAGCUGUUCAACAAGGCCAUCAGCAUAGCCAAGACAGAGAUGGAGAUCGCACAUCUGUACUCCCUGUGUGAUGCAGCAGUCGCACAGUCAGAGGUGGCCAAAAAAUAUGGCCUCCGGCCCCAGGCUAUGAUGUAACUUAAGAAGAUAGACAACUUUGAGUGAGGGAAGAAGCACAGAAGAAACAAACCUAUUAUAUAUUAUGGUUAAAUAUGGAAUAAAAAAUUGUGUAUUUGAGGGAACUAUUAUACAAUUAUUGACUUCUUCUCAGAGCCAAUUGAAAAAUGUGAACUUCUUAAAUUUCAAAAGAUAUACUUGUUCUGACCACACCAGAAAAGAGGAAUUGAUGCUUUGACAGAGAGGACAGGUACUAGAUUUCUUUCAUUUGAGUUUUUCUCUUUAGUUGUUCAGUUAACCAUUUGGAACAGAACAUUGCUUGUUGCACUUGGUCAAGAGACAGACCAUACAAAUCAGCUGCUGAGGAAUACAAUCCAGUAACUUCUGGUGUCACAUAGGGAUCUUCUCUUAGAGGCACUGACUUGUGUUUUCUGUACAAUGUGUUUUCUGUAAUAUAUUUGUCAAAGCGGAGUUUGAUAGAGCUAAGUGAUGUGAAUGAUAUUUUAUAUGAAGAGGAAAUAAUUGCUCUGCUGAGUUGAAUCAAGCAAUCAGUAAUUGAAUGCAGAAUCACGACCACCUUUUUUUGAAUAUACAAAUUUAGAUGAUGAACGUCAUGGUUGUGUAACAUUGUUAUUGAACCUUAAGGGAUAGGAUUAUGGGCAAGAAGCGUCAUUUUUGCUUCUGUUAAGACCUUUGCUACUGAGAGAUAAUCCAGCAUGAUCAUGCUUAGUAGGUUGUACCCUACAGUGAGAGAAAUUUGGUGAGAUUCCCUUUCUUUGAAGCUCAGAUACGCUGAUAUUGAGAAAUAAUGAAUGAGUCACAAAUGAUGGAUACAAUGUACCCUGAAGCUGAUGUUAAAUAUUACAAAAUGUAACUCCUGUCAUUCAGAACCAAUGAACCUUGGAUCCAGUGUUACCAGUCUGUCCCAACAUGCAUGUGAACUUGAUAAAGCAGGUUUUGAAAAAUAAUAAAUCUGCUUGUACAAGA
Molecule: messenger RNA, 2722 nt
Organism: Branchiostoma floridae (Florida lancelet)
Lineage: Eukaryota; Metazoa; Chordata; Leptocardii; Amphioxiformes; Branchiostomatidae
Product: mitochondrial import receptor subunit TOM70-like
Exons: 11
Coding region: 41-1756 (571 amino acids)
Molecular function (GO): protein binding
Source: RefSeq, a predicted model, not a curated record